This is a messenger RNA of Rotaria sp. Silwood2, 843 nucleotides long. The record is from the annotation of a GenBank genome assembly. NCBI's taxonomy places the organism in Eukaryota, Metazoa, Rotifera, Eurotatoria, Philodinida, Philodinidae.
AUGCAGAGUCAGCUUGUUCAAUUUGGUCUCGAUCAACACAUGGACAAUAUUACUUUUGUUACUGAUCAUGGAAGCAACUUCAUAAAGACUUUUCGAGUGAAUAAAGUGUCAUUUUGUGUAGCACUUAGAUUAAAUAAUAUCUUAAAACGAUGUUUUUAUCAAAACCCAAUAAAAACCAAUUCAAUUAAGUCAUCAAAUACUUCAGUUCAAUCAAAUACAACUAUCACUGAAAUUCAAGAAACACCAAAAAAGAAAAAAAAGAAAUCUAUAGCCAAUCUUCAACCAUCACCAGAAAUCGAAGAUUCUACGGAAGGUAUUCGUGAAGAUGAAUCAGAUGAUGAAGAAGAUGAGGACGAUGAUGGUGAUAGUUGUGGUUAUGGCGAUAACUGUGAUUUUGGUGAUAAUCAUGAUUACAAGGACUUAGCUUUUAAUCAAUUACCAAAUAACAUUCUUGAAAUAUUAACUACAAUUAAGAACUGUAAAUCAUUGGUUAAAUAUAUAAAAAAAAGUGGUUUGAAUCGACAAUUGCAGCUUUUGCAAAACAAAUCUGAGAAUGAAGAUUCAGAUGGAGAUACAAGUAAAAAAGCAAUUGAAAGAAGAACUCUCCAUCAAUCAUCCAUCGUUCGAUGGUUAUCACUUUGUGAACUUUUGGAAAGUAUAAAAAUUGCAUAUCCAUCUCUAUUUAUUUUGCUCAAUAAUAAUAAACAAAAUUACCGCAUACAGAAAAUCAAUAUGGGUAUUGUAGAAAAAUUAAUUCAUUUUUUUUAUCCAUGGAAAGUUGUUCUUAAUGAAUUACAAAAAACAAAUGCACCAUCACUCUUUCUUGUUCUUCCUUCAGAAUGA